Molecule: messenger RNA, 641 nt
Organism: Diachasma alloeum
Lineage: Eukaryota; Metazoa; Arthropoda; Insecta; Hymenoptera; Braconidae
Exons: 4
Coding region: 1-510 (169 amino acids)
Biological process (GO): cristae formation
Cellular component (GO): MICOS complex
Source: RefSeq, a predicted model, not a curated record
AUGGUCCAUAUUGGUUAUUCUGAAGAGAAUAAUGUGAUCAAGAGCUUCAAAAUUCAAUUAAUGCUGGAUUAUCUACGAGAAGAAACGAAUACGUUACCUCGAGUCGGUGCUGUUGCAAUUGGUGGUCUUGCUGGAUUAAUAUUCAGUCUUCGCGGCAGUAAAUUCAAACGAUCCGUAUAUACAACAACCGGUGCCCUGGGAAUUGCUGCUGUGUGUUAUCCAAGACAAGCAGAAGAGAGUAUUGUCGCUGCGAGGCAUUAUGCGAAUAUCAUAAUGAAUUUUGCUUAUGGGGUUAAGCCUGGAGAAAAACAAAUGGAGAUAUCAUGGCCUAAAUUACCAUUAUUCAAAAUGCCAUCGUCAUUUUCAGAUAUCAUUAAUAUAAUUUCUGAGACAGGUUCCAGUGUAGUAUCUAGUAUUGGUUCGUUGGCUGGUAAAGUAACUGAAGCCGCUCAGGAACAGAAGAAAUCAGCAGAGGCAGUUCCACCCCAGCUACAAAGGAAACAGGAAUAGUAUAAAACAUGAAGAAAUCAGCUCAUUGGUAGCUAACGGAUAAAAAGCAAUUUGUAAUCAUGAAGAUAAUUUGUGACGAAGUAUACAGAUCAUUGGAAUUAAUAAAAUCUUAUAUAUAAUUUAGACCAGAA